AUGUAAUAUUAAUAGCUUCACAAAUUUUCAAAUAAGUCUGUACAAUAAAUUGUAUAAGAAUUGAUGUAUGAUGAGUAUUUGGAAAGAGAUAAUAUGUUAAGAAAUGCCUUUAAUUCAUCACCAUUAAAGGCAGUUAAGAAAAAAAUAGUAUUUUCAAAGAAUAUUUACAACAAUUAUUUAUAAUAAUCACCAAGUUCGAUUACUUCGUAGAAUAAUAAUUAAUGCAAGGUUAUUGGUGUGGUAGCAAUCUAAAAAAAAAAGAAUCCAGAUGUUAUCACUAAUGUGUCAGUAAAUAAUAUUUUAAUUGUAGUCCAAAGAAUAUUAAGAAGGUCAAUAAACCAAAAGAAUUAAGAGGAUUAUCAAUAUCAGAUCAUAUGGAUAAUUAAAUUAAAGAUAAAAAUAUUUUACCAUAGAUUUAAAGGUAAUCUCAAAAGAGUUUAGUGUUCAAUGAUGAUGAUUUUGAAGGAUAUAAAUUGAAAUCUGAAGAAAUGACAUUGGAAAUAGAUGAAUAUAUGAAAAUGAAGAAAGAUAAAGAUUCUUUUUCAUUACCUAAUAUUUACUAAAGAUAUAAAUGA
Paramecium primaurelia is the source of this 575-nucleotide messenger RNA. The record is from the annotation of a GenBank genome assembly. Lineage: Eukaryota; Ciliophora; Oligohymenophorea; Peniculida; Parameciidae.